Molecule: messenger RNA, 4497 nt
Organism: Phalacrocorax carbo (great cormorant)
Lineage: Eukaryota; Metazoa; Chordata; Aves; Suliformes; Phalacrocoracidae
Source: RefSeq, a predicted model, not a curated record
CGGCCCCGCUGACUCAGGGCGCGGCGAUAAGCGCGGCCCGGCCCGGCCCUGCGCGCCGCGGCCCCGGUAUGUCCGGGACAUGGGCGGCCCCGCCGCGCCGCUGCGCCCGGGGCUGCUCCGGCGGCUGCUCCCGCUCCGGCUCCGGCUCCGGCUCCUGCUGCGGCUCCCGCUGCUGCUGCUCCCGCUCCCGGCGCAGUGCCUCAAAGGCAAUGCCGUGACUGUCCCAGAAACACUGCUUUUCAUAUCCACUCUGGAUGGAAACCUUCAUGCAGUGAGUAAGAGCACAGGUGACAUCAAGUGGACCCUGAAGGAUGAUCCUAUUCUGCAGGUGCCGGUUUAUGUGGCAGAACCAGCGUUCCUUCCAGACCCCAAUGACGGCAGCCUCUAUAUUCUGGGAGGAAAAAACAAAGAAGGCCUGAUGAAGCUGCCGUUCACCAUCCCGGAGCUGGUCCAGUCCUCGCCAUGCCGCAGUUCGGAUGGCGUGCUCUACACCGGGAAGAAGCAGGACACCUGGUUCAUCGUGGACCCCAAGUCAGGAGAGAAGCAGACCACUCUCUCAACAGAGGCCUGGGAUGGGCUGUGCCCGUCAAGUCCCCUGCUCUACAUCGGCCGUACCCAGUACGUCAUCACCAUGUACGACACCAAGUCGCGGGAGCUGCGCUGGAACGCCACCUUCUCCGACUACUCGGCACCGCUCUGCGAGGAGUCCUACCACUACAAAAUGGCACACUUCGCCUCGAGCGGAGACGGGCUGGUGGUGACGCUGGACAAGGAGAGCGGGGAGGUCCUGUGGGCGCAGAACUAUGGCUCGCCCGUGGUCGGCAUCUACGUGUGGCACCAGGACAGCCUCCGCCGCAUCCCCCACAUCAACCUGGCCAUGGAGACCCUGCGCUACCUGACCUUCCACUCGCAGGGCACCCACCCCUUCAAGUGGAGCUACCAGUCCAUGAAGGAUUUCGCUGCCACCAAGACGCAGCUGCUGCCAGCGCUCUACGUGGGGAAGUAUGCGGCCAGCUUCUAUGCCUUGACCUCCCUGGUCCACGGCAGCGUGGCUCUGGUGCCGCAGGGCAUCACGCUGGCCAGGAUCAACGGCCCCACCACGGAUGACGUGACCAUGAGAGAGUCGGGGGAGUGUGAGAUCACGCCCAGCACCGAUGUCAAGUACCCGCAGGGCAGCAUCACCUCGCUCCACAACCAGUGGCUCCUAAUAGGGCAUCACGAGCCGCCUCCUGUGGUCCACACUACGAUGCUACGAGCCUUCCCAGAGAACCUGAGGAAGACAACAGAAACCAUCAUCCCGAGGGCUCCUCCUGGCAGGACCGUAUUCAAUGAUUUUCUGGCCCCGAGCGGCCCGGAGGAGCCGGCUGUCCGCAGCGAGGGGCAGCUCCAGCCAGACCCUGCGCCGAGGGAGCAAGUGGAGGUCUACCCCGAGGCCGGCACCUGGGACCUGGUGAUGGCUGGCGUCGGCACGGCCCUGCUCGGCGCGGGAGUCCUGUUCCUCCUGCUCACGAAAGUGCAGAAGCAGCACGCGGUGCAGCAGCAGCAGCUGGAGAAGCAGAUUGAGCUCCUGCAGCAGCAGCGGGAGAUGCUGCUCCCGGGCCGGGUCUCUGGGGAGGGUCUCCCUGCAGAGCCUGGGGAGCCGGGGCUGAGCCAGGGAAGCACGAUGCAGCUCUCACAGAGCUCAGGCCCCUCGGCCUCCCUGGAGGAUCUGGCUAAUGGGAUGGUGAGCUCGGAUCCGGCUGUCCCGGCGGCUGAUGAAGAUGCAGAACCAGACGUGAUUGUAGUUGGGAAAAUUUCUUUUAACCCCAAGGACGUUCUGGGCCACGGAGCUGGAGGAACCUUUGUCUUCAGGGGACAGUUUGAUGGCCGGAACGUGGCCGUGAAGCGCCUCCUGCCCGAGUGUUUCCAUCUCGUGGACCGUGAGGUCCAGCUGCUCCGGGAGUCGGACGAGCACGCCCACGUCGUCCGCUACUUCUGCACCGAGAAGGACAAGCAGUUCCACUACAUCGCCAUCGAGCUCUGCUCCGCCACCCUGCAGGAGUACGUGGAAAGCCCCAACUUCGAUCGUCGUAGCCUGGACCCGGUGUCUCUGCUGCGUCAGACCAUGUCCGGGCUGGCCCACCUCCACUCCCUCAGCAUCGUCCAUCGUGACCUGAAGCCCUGCAACAUCCUCAUCUCCGUCCCAAAUCGCCACGGGCAGAUCCGAGCUGUUAUCUCUGACUUCGGCCUCUGCAAGAAGCUUCAGGGGGGACGACAGAGCUUCAGCCUCCGCUCCGGCAUCCCUGGCACCGAGGGCUGGAUCGCGCCCGAGGUGCUGCAGGAGGCCCCGAAGGAGAACCCUACGUGCGCUGUGGACAUCUUCUCAGCCGGCUGUGUCUUCUACUACGUGGUGUCAGGAGGGCAGCACCCGUUUGGGGACAGCUUGCGGCGACAGGCCAACAUCUUGUCAGGCUCUUACCAGCUGAGCUGCCUGCAGGAAGAAGCUCACGACAAGCUUGUUGCGCGAGAGCUGAUUGCAGCAAUGAUCAGUCCUGAGCCCCAGCGCCGGCCCUCAGCCCCCAUGGUCCUUGUGCACCCCUUUUUCUGGAGUCAGGAGAAGCAGCUGCAGUUCUUCCAGGACGUCAGUGACCGCGUCGAGAAGGAGCCUACCGAGGGGCCCAUCGUCUCUGCACUGGAGGCAGGGGGGCGGUCGGUGGUGAGGACCAACUGGAGGAUGCACAUCUCCCUCCCGCUGCAGACAGACCUGCGGAAGUUCCGCACCUACAAGGGGGGCUCGGUGCGUGACCUCCUGCGGGCCAUGAGGAACAAGAAGCAUCACUACCACGAGCUGCCAGCCGACGUCCGGGCAGCCCUGGGCUCCAUCCCCGACGGCUUCGUGCAGUACUUCACCUCCCGCUUCCCCCGCCUGCUGCUGCACACGCACGGGGCCAUGAGGGUCUGUGCCCACGAGCGGCUCUUCCACUCAUACUACUGCCAGGGGCCCGGAGGCGACGGCGAGUGAGCAGGACACGCGUCGGGAUGGCACCCGCGGCGCGAGGCUGCUGCGGCCGCUCCUCCCUGCCCGUACCUGCAGCCCCGUCUUGCAGCAGCUUGGAGCAGCCCCGAGGGUUCUCUGGCGUCCUUCUCCCCCUCCCCAGGGCAAGGCGGGACCCCAGGACCGGCUGGUUGCCCGUGUGGGGGUUACAAGCAGCAUGGGCCAGAAGAGAUGGGCAUAGGGUGGCACUGGACGCUCACCUGGCAUAUCCUGAGCCCAAGAUGGACCACCUGGGCACCCACCUUUGCAAAUGUCACAGUCAGACUCAAGGGCCUGAAGGUGUUUGUGUCAGAGAACCAAAAAAAAAACCACCAAACCUCUGUGGUGGACAUAGCAUUUGCGAAGAAAGAAGAAAAAGGUCCUGCAUUUUCCUGAGGGCGGGCGCUGCAGCUGGGCUGGGGCCAGGUCCCAACGGGGCACUCACCGGGGAUCCGUGCGCUGUGUCCUAGCCCUGGGAAAGCUGCUCUUUGAGCAUCCAACACAGCUUUGGCCGGGAGCGAUACACCAGUCUUGACACUGGAGCUGAUCCUUCAGCGCCGCUGAGGGACAGCAGGUCGGCUUUCAGCAGCCACGCCGGGGCUCGGACCAGCUCUUUGCAUCAGGGCUGCUGAGGGCAAGGCGCCACCGACCCCAGAAGGAGGCAUGAGGCCUCCAGCACCACCCCAGUAAUGAAGUUUUUGAUCUCAGCUGGGCUGAGAAAAAGUUUGGUGUUUUUAAUCACUUUUGGUCCCCAGCAGCCUCUUGUUCUGCCAAGUGAGAGCCCUCCACGCCAGCCCUGGGCCCGGGAGCGCCGAGCAGUUCCCGCAGUAGCAUGGCUGUUCAGGAGCUGCCUCAGGGUACGAAGGCAGGGACCUCCCUUCUCCCCAGGGAUCCCUUCCCCCUGAACACACACCUGCAGCUCCCGCAGCCGCUCCUGCCACCCCAGGGCAGGCGUGCCACACGUGGUCUAUUUUACAGCAUCCCGGGGCAGGUAUUUCACAGGAGGCAGCCUCCGCGUGCAGCACGCCCUGGGGCUGGGGGCAGCCUGGGAGCCCCUCGGCAAGGCUGCCUCUGGAACAGCAAUAAUUUUGUACAGUCUGAUUCCUCUCUGUGCUGGGGCGUGGGAUUAUUGUUAAACAGGUAACAAGGGGUUUGUAUCUGGGUUGUUUUCAGAAUAGUGUAUGGCCUAGAGCAUUUUAUACAAAAUGUUAUAAAAAAUAAAAACUAAAAAGCUUGUCCAGCUUAAAAAUAGACUGGCCUGAGAGCACCAGUAGGUGCUGGCAGUCAGCAACGGUGGGAGAGAAGCCAACAUAGCUUACUGGGCUCCUGCUCAAGUCUGCUACAGUAGGUGACUUUUCUCAGUCUUGUAGUCGGAUUUUUGAACACCUUUUACGUAGUAAAGAGCCAGUCAGGUGGGAAAUGAGAAGGUAGGGCUGUUAGCCUCUGCGUUAGAUACCCCCGAGCUCUCCUCUCCUGCAGCACAG